UCGCGCUAGCGCUUCUCUUCCGGAAUGCGGUUCCGAUAAGCCUGCACCGUUACACUCACCGUUCUGUGUCUCAACAUCAUACACCAAAUGGCGAUAUGGCUACCGCUCAACUAGCUCUUGAUGGGUUAAGUAUAUCGGCAAGACCGGCAGAGCCCUUGCUCGCAUCCCAAUUAAUCGGCGACCAAGACCUUGACGAGCUGCUGGAGAGCGUAUGCAAUGUCAAUCUUCAGCACAAGCACGGCGUUGGAAAGGACGUACUACAAACCAGAGUGAAGAGCUUGAACGACGCUUUCGGCAGUGGAAUACAGAACGGAAGAGUUGUGGGGGUCAGUGGAGAAGCUGGGGCGGGUGGGGGUGAGAUCUGCUGUACGCUGCUUGCGAGCUCUCUUCUUCAAUAUGAAAACUCGACGGCUGCCGUUGUUGAUACCACAGGCAACUUCGAUGUACUACGACUUUACACGUUAAUUGUCGCCCAACUAUCUCAGCGACCAGAUCUUCAGGCGUCACUACGUACCUCACUGAAUCUGGGGCCUGGAGCUACAACCGAGGAUCUAGCAGCAAAGGUACUGGACCGUGUCAAAAUUAUGCGAGUUUUCGAUUUCGUUGGUGUGAGAGAGGCCAUUGGUGAGAUCCGGGAUGGGAUCGAAAAGAAGAAGGAUGUUGAAAGUGCUUCAAUUACUGAAGAGAAGGAAGCGACCCUACCCACUGAGGAGCCUGUGCAGAGGAAGACGCCCAUCGAGAAAGUACCAGUGAAGCGAACUUAUGUCGCGGAUAGCGAAGACGAAGAAGACGACGAGGAGAUGUUAUUCGAUUCAGACGUCACCGACCCCAUAGCAGCGCAGCUUGUACAGAACCCAGAGCCAACGCGGAUCAAAGUAGCAGAAGACAUAGAUGCGGAGGUUGAACCGGGGCCUAUCAAGAUCGUACUAAUCGACAACCUCACUCAAGUCCUAAACCCUUUGUUGAAGAAAGACUAUAUACAAGCAAAUGAAGUGGCAACCACCUUUCUUGCCUCUCUCUCAAACCUAACACAAGCCCACGCACUCCACACUCUCUUCGUAAACCCAGCUCUUCCUCCACGCGCUUCCUCGCCUAAACGCCCUAUACCACAGAAUCAGCUAGGCCCUCUACCUCCGCAACAGCGGCGAGAGCCACCACUUCCACCUUCCAUCUUCGCGAGUAACGAUGUUGUACCGAGUUUGAUCCAUUUACUAGGACGGUACACAGAUAUGGAGGUGUUGGUGAGUCGGUUACCGAGACGGAGGAUGGACGCGAAAGUGUACUACAGUAAUUCUGGAGGGAAAGGGACGAAGCGAGGUGUUGAGAUGGUGAGCGUGCUGGAGAUAGUGAGUGAUCGGUGGGGAGCGAGGACUGGUGCAUGGGGCACGUUUCGUGAGAGCACAGAUGGUAUUAGAGAUAUCUGAAAUCCAUUCGAUA
Alternaria rosae is the source of this 1437-nucleotide messenger RNA. RefSeq lists its product as uncharacterized. Gene Ontology annotation, cellular component: replication fork; centrosome; Rad51B-Rad51C-Rad51D-XRCC2 complex. Gene Ontology annotation, biological process: telomere maintenance; double-strand break repair via homologous recombination; DNA strand invasion. The transcript is spliced from 3 exons. The coding region runs from base 96 to 1424 and encodes 442 amino acids. Gene Ontology annotation, molecular function: ATP-dependent activity, acting on DNA; four-way junction DNA binding; single-stranded DNA binding. The record is from RefSeq and is a predicted model, not a curated record. NCBI's taxonomy places the organism in Eukaryota, Fungi, Ascomycota, Dothideomycetes, Pleosporales, Pleosporaceae.